AUGGAUCAGUGGAAGACAAGAAAUGAUUACUCUCAAUCUUUUGUAGCAGCAACAACUAGUAUGGUUCCUUCAAGUUCACUUCAUUCUUUGCCACCUUCCUCUUCUAGUUGUCUUCAGAACUCAACUCUUGAACCCAGGCAGAGGCAGGAGGUAGCAGUGAAAGAUCCAAUAGCUAUUGCAAGAAAAGUUCAAAAGGCAGACCGUGAAAAAUUGAGGAGGGAUAACCUUAAUGAACAGUUUCUUGAAUUGGGUAACACACUAGACCCAGAUAGGCCGAAGAAUGACAAGGGAACCAUUUUGACAGACACGGUUCAAGUGCUGAAGGAUCUAACAGCUGAAGUGAACAGACUAAAGGCUGAGUAUGCGACACUUUCAGAAGAAUCACGUGAGCUAAUGCAGGAAAAGAAUGAGCUCAGAGAAGAAAAGGCAUCUUUGAAAGCUGAUAUUGAAAAUUUAAAUGCCCAGUAUCAUCAAAGGGCAAGGGCUAUGUUCCCAUGGGCUGCUGUUGAUCGUUCUGCUGUAAUGCCUCCACCUUAUUCAUAUACAGUUCCGGUACCUGUCCCUCCAGGCCCAAUUCCCAUGCAUCCUUCAUUGCAGCCAUUUGUCUUCUUUGGAAAUCAGAAUCCUGGUGCCAUUGCAAGUACUUGUUCAACAUUUAUUCCAUACCCAACUCCUGCUAAUCAUCCAAAUGAUCAGCCACCUGCUCAGCAUGCUUCUGAUUCCCAUUUUUCAAGCAAACAGGAUUCUAGAAGCAAGUCAACUGAUCAUCACAGGGGCAGAAAUAAGGAAAGAUGUGAUGAUUCUAACGAUGUCGCAACUGACCUUGAACUUAAAAUGCCUGGAUCAUCAUCACAACAGGUCUGCUCUAAAGUUGUUAGUCACAAAUGCUUAGCACACGAAGACACAAAACUGACUUGA
This is a messenger RNA of Dovyalis caffra, 918 nucleotides long. Lineage: Eukaryota; Viridiplantae; Streptophyta; Magnoliopsida; Malpighiales; Salicaceae. The record is from the annotation of a GenBank genome assembly.